Messenger RNA from Patiria miniata (bat star), 9313 nucleotides. RefSeq names its product inositol 1,4,5-trisphosphate receptor (gene itpr1). The coding region runs from base 251 to 8548 and encodes 2765 amino acids. The record is from RefSeq and is a predicted model, not a curated record. Gene Ontology annotation, molecular function: inositol 1,4,5-trisphosphate-gated calcium channel activity; inositol 1,4,5 trisphosphate binding. The transcript has 59 exons. Gene Ontology annotation, biological process: calcium ion transmembrane transport. Gene Ontology annotation, cellular component: endoplasmic reticulum; membrane. NCBI's taxonomy places the organism in Eukaryota, Metazoa, Echinodermata, Asteroidea, Valvatida, Asterinidae.
UCAGCGGGUAGGCCCGGCGCGGCAGCAGUGUGCAAAUGCAAUGUGUAGUUGACAGUUCAGAUUUAACGUGAACGUACACAAUCUCUAUGGGAUUUUAAUGUUUUUGUGUCGCAUAUCCAGAUAGUACACUGUGUUUUCGUUCUUGUAAGCGGGAUAAGUGCUUGGAUUUCCGCACAAGGCAACAACAUUCGUAACUUGACAAUGGUACCGUUGAUGUGGCAUUAAGUUUUGCGAAGCAAGUCGAGCAGACAUGAGCGAGAUGUCGGCAAGCUUUCUACACUUUGGAGACAUUGUGUCUCUGUAUGCCGAGGGAAGCGUCAAUGGGUUCAUCAGUACCCUCGGCCUUGUGGACGACAGGUGUGUAGUACAGCCGGACUUUGGUGAUCUCAACAACCCACCCAAGAAAUUCAGAGAUUGCUUGUUCAAGAUAUGUCCGAUGAACCGCUACACAGCCCAGAAACAAUUCUGGAAGUCGGCUAAGCCCAAUGUUUCCUCUGCCACGGAUGCAGUCCUGCUCAAGAAGCUGCAGCAUGCAGCUGAGAUGGAGAAGAAGCAGAACGAGACAGAGAACAAGAAGUUAAUGGGCAGUGUCAUUGUCUAUGGCAACGUCAUCCAGUUGCUGCACAUCAAGAGUCAUAAAUACAUGACAGUCAACAAGAGACUACCAGCCUUGUUGGAGAAGAACGCCAUGAGAGUCACCCUAGACUCCUCAGGCAACGAGGGCUCCUGGUUCUACAUCGUACCCUUCUACAAGCUCAGAUCAGCUGGCGAUAAUGUUGUAGUUGGCGACAAAGUUGUGUUGAACCCAGUCAAUGCUGGCCAGCCGCUGCAUGCCAGCAACUAUGAACUCAUCGACAACCCUGGUUGUAAGGAGGUGAAUUCUGUCAACUGUAACACCUGUUGGAAGGUCUCCCUGUUCAUGGAACACAAGGAAAACCUGGAUGAGGUUCUGAAAGGGGGUGAUGUUGUGCGACUCUUCCAUGCUGAGCAAGAGAAAUUCCUCACAUGUGACGAGUACAAGAAGAAGAGCUACAUCUUCCUGAGGACAACGGGACGGGUGUCUGCCACCGCUGCCACCAGCUCCAAGGCAUUGUGGGAAACUGAGGUGGUUCAGCAUGAUCCGUGCCGUGGAGGGGCAGGCCAUUGGAACAGUCUCUUCAGAUUCAAACACCUCGCUACAGGCCAGUACAUGGCUGCAGAGGUGGACAAUGACAACACUAAGGAUCACACCAGGGAGAAGCUUCGCGGUCCCCAUGGCGGCACCGUGUACCAGAUGGUCCCUAUCAUCCACGGCAAUGACAUUGCCUCCAUAUUUGAACUGGACCCCACGACGUUGCAAGGCGGAGACUCCAUGGUGCCAAGGAAUUCCUAUGUGAGGUUGCGUCACCUGUGUACCAACACCUGGGUGCAUAGUACUUCCAUACCGCUGGACAAAGGAGAAGAUAAGCCAGUCAUGCUCAAGGUUGGUACCGCUCAGAUUCGGGAGGAUCGCGAAGCCUUUGCCAUCAUCCCAGUCUCCCCGACAGAAGUCCGGGAUCUAGACUUUGCCAACGAUGCCAACAAAGUGCUGUCUGCCAUCGCUUCCAAGCUGGAGAAGAGCUCUAUCACACAGAAUGAGAGGAGGUUUGUCACCCAGCUGUUGACAGACUUGGUGUACUUUGUGUCCAUCUUGCCCAACAACGGUGGGGACGCCCUGAACGUGGUGGUUCAGAACCCCGACAGGGACCGGCAGAAACUCAUGAGGGAACAGGAUAUUCUCAAACAGAUCUUCAAAAUCCUGAAAGCACCUUUCACCGACAACGGAGAUGGUGCCAUGCUGAAGAUGGAAGAGCUUGCGGACCCCCGCCACGCCCCGUACCGCCACAUCUGCCGAAUAUGCUAUCGCAUUCUCAGGCUGUCACAACAGGCCUACAGGAAAAACCAGGAGUACAUAGCCAAGCAGUUUGGCUUCAUGCAGAAGCAGAUCGGCUAUGAUGUCUUAGCAGAGGACACUAUCACUGCGCUCCUUCACAACAAUCGUAAACUCCUAGAGAAGCACAUCACGGCCACUGAGAUUGAGACUUUUGUCAACCUGGUCCGCAAGAACGGGGAGUGUAGAUUUCUGGAGUAUCUGUCUGAUCUGUGUGUGUCCAACAACCAGGCUAUUCCUGUCACCCAGGAGCUCAUCUGCAAAUCAGUACUCGUCGAGAGAAACUCGGACAUACUCAUCGAAACAAAAUUGGUGAGAACACAGAUGGAAGUUGAGAUGGAGGUUGAAGCCGACGACGGCACCACGGAACCAGUCUACACCAUCGAGGAAGAGGAAGAGGUUGUCUUGUUCUGGAAGAACGGAACCAAAUCCAAGAGCAUCCGAGAGUUGGCCAUGGGGGCCACGGAAAAUGUCAAAGAGGACGCCAACGUUCUCAAAUACUACAGAUACCAACUAGACUUGUUCUCCCAGAUGUGCCUUGAUCGGCAGUACCUAGCCAUCAAUCAGAUCGGUCCGCAGCUGGACAUCGAUCUGAUCCAUCGCUGUAUGUCUGACGAGUCCUUGCCCUAUGACCUGCGCGCGUCCUUCACGCGACUCAUGCUGCACAUGCACGUGGACCGGGAUCCUCAGGAGCAAGUGACGCCCGUCAAGUACGCAAGGCUGUGGUCUGAGAUCCCUACGCAGAUCACCAUCGAUGAUUACGACGGGGCCAACAACCUCACCCAUGCAGGCAAGGAGGACGCCCAGCCCAAGUUUUCUCUGACCAUCAAGUUUGUGGAGGACUACCUGUGCAAUGUUGUGUCGGCGUCCUGGUCGUUCACUGACAAGGAACAGAACAAGCUGACCUUUGAGGUGGUGAACCUAGCCAAGCACCUGAUCUACUUCGGCUUCUACAGCUUCAGCGAGCUGCUGCGCCUGACCAAGACCCUGCUGUCCAUCCUGGACUGCACGCCGGCCACGGGACUGCCCCUGGGCAAACUGGACCCCAAGGCUGAUAUAGAGCCUCCUAAACAAGGCAAGGGCGGUGUGUUCCGUUCCAUCCACGGCGUGGGGGCCGUCAUGACCAACAUGGUCCUGGGUAGCGGCCUGCCCCACUCCCCGCUGACCCACCACUCCUCGGGACCCAGCGUGGCCAGCUCGGGUGGGGGUCUGGACAACCACAACAAACAGGACGAGCUCGUCAUGGAAACCAAACUCAAGAUCAUCCAGAUUCUGCAGUUUAUCCUGAAUGUGCGUCUGGACUAUCGCAUCUCCUGCCUCUUAUCCAUCUUUAAGAGAGACUUUGACGAGAGCAAGGAUUCCACUGAUGAAAUCCACCACUCCAGGCAAAGUGUGGACGGCAGCGAAAGCCCUGGCAUCAACCUGGAAGCUAUUGGUGAUCAAGCUGAAGGCAUCUUUGAGGGUCAAACAGACGGCAUUGAUCUGGAUCUAGACUCUCAAGGAGGCAGGACCUUCCUCCGUGUUCUCCUGCAUCUGACCAUGCAUGAUUACCCUCCCCUGGUGUCUGGAGCCUUGCAGCUGCUCUUUAGGCACUUCAGCCAGCGUCAGGAGGUGCUACAAGCCUUCAAACAGGUUCAGCUCUUGGUCACGUCCAAUGACGUGGAGAACUACAAGCAGAUCAAGACGGACCUGGAUGGUCUGAGACUCCUGGUGGAGAAAUCAGAGCUCUGGGUCUACAAGAGCAAAUAUGACCAAGGAAAGGACAAGGAGAAAAGCAAGAGUAAAUCCAAGGGAGCCAAGAAAUUUCCAGGAUCGUUGGGUGCAAGUGAAGGAUCGUCAAUUGACCUUGACUUGGGACCUCCACUGGAUUCUACCAGUGCUGGCAACUACAAGAGUAUACAACUGAUUCUGAUGAGACUCAGCAAGCUGUGUGUGUCGGAGGGAAGCGGUACCCGCAAGAACCGCAAACAUGAGCAGCGACUGCUGAGGAACAUGGGUGCAUUCACGGUGGUCCUGGAGUUGUUACAAAUCCCGUAUGAGAAGAACACCGAUACCCGCAUGAACGAGCUGAUGCGAUUGGCUCACGAGUUCCUCCAGAACUUCUGCUGGGCAAAUCCCUCCAAUCAGGUGUUGCUUCACAAACACAUUGACCUCUUCCUGACACCUGGACUGUUGGAGGCUCAGACAAUGUGCCACAUCUACAUGGACAACGUCCAGCUGUGUAGCGAGGUCACGGAGCAGGUGGUCCAGCAUUUUGUCCACUGCAUCGCCACCCACGGCAGACACGUCCAGUACCUCAAGUUCCUGCAGACUAUCGUCAAGGCGGACGGUCAGUACAUCAGGAAAACGCAGGAUAUGGUGAUGGCUGAGCUUGUCAAUGCGGGAGAAGACGUCCUCCUCUUCUACAACGACAAAGCCUCCUUCCAGAUGUUCAUCAACAUGAUGCGCAAUGAGCGGGAACGCAUGGACGCCUCCAGUCCCUCCCAGUACCACAUCAACCUGGUCUACCUACUGGCCUGCUGUACCGAGGGCAAGAACGUCUACACAGAGAUCAAGUGUCACUCCCUGCUACCGCUGGACGAUAUCGUCAGAGUGGCCACCCACGAAGACUGCUUGCCUGAGGUGAAGAAUGCCUACAUCAACUUCCUGAACCACUGCUACGUAGACACCGAGGUGGAGAUGAAGGAAAUCUACACCAGCAAUCACGUCUGGAAUCUCUUUGAAAACUUCCUGGUGGACAUGGCCAUGGUGUGUAAUGCGACCCACGACCGCAAGCAUGCAGACCACAUGCUGGAGAAGUACGUGACGGAGACGGUCAUGAACAUCAUCACCAUGUUCUUCAGCUCACCGUUUGCCGAGCAGAGCACAACAGUGCAGACCAGACAGCCUGUCUUCGUCAGGCUUCUUCAGGGAGCCUUCAGGGUGUCGCAGUGUGACUGGCUGACAGGACAUCAGAAGUACCACGUGGAGAACUGCAUCAAAACGCUGACCGAUAUAGCCAAGAAUCGCGGCAUUGCCAUCCCGGUGGAUCUCGACAGCCAGGUCAACACUCUCUUCUCCAAGUCCAUCAUGGUGAUGAAGCACACACGGCACUGGCUGAGCCAUAACCCUAACCGCAGGAGGGACUCCAUGGUGGCUAUAUCCAGAGACUAUCGCAGCAUCAUUGAAGGAUUGCAGGACAUUGUUUCCCUUCUUGAGGACCAGCUGAGACCGUUAGUCCAAGCUGAGCUCUCUGUCCUGGUCGACGUGCUGCACAGACCAGAGCUGCUUUUCCCUCCCGGCACAGAGGCAAGACAGAAGUGUGAAAGUGGAGGCUUCAUCAGCAAGUUGAUCAAGCACACGGAGAAACUCCUGGAGGAAAAAGAGGAGAAACUCUGCAUCAAAGUGCUGCAAACACUCAAGGAAAUGAUGACUGUGGAUAUAGAUUACUCCGAGAAGGCCCAGGAGGUCAACACGCAGAACAUGACUAAGAAACAAGUGGAAGAUGCGGCUAGGGGAGAGGACCUGCGACAAUGUCUCCUCCUGCGUUACUACGGCAAGUCUCACCUACGCAUGAAGCACGAGGGGUCGUCGCCAAGCGGCAGAGGUCAAACCAACGUGACCAGUUCCGGCCCCGGCUCCGUGGUGCUCAGCAGGGCUGAAAUGACACUGGCUGAGGUGCAAUGUCAGCUGGACAAGGAAGGUGCCUCAUCCCUGGUGAUUGACCUGGUCAUCAAGAACAGCAGCAAUCGGGUCUUCCUGGAGAGUGUGGAGCUGGGGAUUGCACUGCUGGAAGGGGGUAACACCAACAUACAGAAAUCCAUCAUCAACUGCCUGAUGUCCGACAAGAACUCGGAGAAGUUCUUCAAGGUCUUCUUUGAUCGGAUGCGAGAGGCCCAGGCCGAGAUCAAGGCCACGGUGACAGUCAACACCGGCGAAGGAAUGGGCAACAAGCCCACGGAGGAAGGAACGGCAGCACCCAAGGAGACGGCUAACAUUGGCCGCAUGAGGAGGGCUGGACGCGUCCCCAACGGCUCAAUCAGCGACGAGCUGAAGGAUCAGUUAGCAGAUGCUGCCCUGCACACCAGCAAAGCCUUUGCGGCAGUCCGCAAGGGUCGCGACGACGACCCCACUGGCAUCAUGCCAGGUUUUGAGGUGCUGGGCGGAGCCGAGAAGGCUAAGGAGGAGGAGAAGGCGAUGAGCAUGGAGAUUGCCAUCAUGCAGCCCAUCCUGAGGUUCCUACAGCUGCUGUGUGAGAACCACAACAGGGAGCUGCAGAACUGGCUUCGGCAGCAGCAGCAUGUGGUUGUCAAGACAUCGGGAACUUCGAGUUACCUAAGACACCAGAACAACAAGACCAACUACAACCUCGUCUGCGAGACGCUACAGUUCCUGGACUGCAUCUGCGGCAGCACCACGGGGGGCUUGGGCCUACUGGGACUGUACAUCAACGAGAACAACGUGGCGUUGAUCAACCAGACGCUGGAGAGUUUGACAGAGUACUGCCAGGGGCCCUGCCACGAAAACCAGAAUGCCAUCGCGAACCAUGAAUCCAAUGGCCUAGAUAUCAUCACGGCGCUCAUACUGAACGACAUCAACCCCCUCGGCAAGAACCGAAUGGACCUGGUGCUAGAACUCAAGAACAAUGCUUCCAAGCUAUUGCUGGCCAUCAUGGAGAGUAGACAUGACAGUGAGAAUGCUGAGAGAAUUCUACUCAACAUGAGCCCUAAACAGUUGGUGGAUGUGAUCAAGCAGGCCUACCAACAAGAAGACUUGGAGAGGGAUGAUGACGAUGAACUGAUUAUUGAAGAAGACGAUGAAGCCAUCUCACCUAGGGAGGUCGGACAUAACAUCUACAUCUUGGCCCAUCAGCUUGCUCAUCACAACAAGGAGUUGGCGUCCUUGUUGAAACCUACUGGCCCUAACUCAGAGUACACGGAUAGGGCACUGGAAUACUACUUCAAACAUACCGCACAGAUUGAGAUUGUGAGGCAGGAUCGGACCAUGGAGCAGAUUGUCUUCCCCGUGCCCCAGCUCUGUGAGUACCUGACGGCCGAGACCAAAAUCAAGGUCUUCACGAAGGCCGAGAGGGACGACCAGGGCAGCAAAGUGGCCGACUUCUUUGAGAAGACCGAGGAUAUGUUCAUGGAGAUGAAGUGGCAGAAAAAACUCAGAGCCCAGCCCAUCCUGUUCCUAGCAAGCAGCAACAUGAGCAAGUGGAGUCUGGUUUGUUUCAACUUAGCACUCAUCGUUAACUUGUUGGUGGCCUUCUUCUAUCCAUUUGACGUCAGAACAACAGAGCUAGACCAUGGCCUGUCCAUGCUAGUCUGGUUACUGAUGGCCGCGUCGUUGGCAGCCAUCGUGACGUUACGUCGGCCGUCGGGAAUACGACCGCUCGUCUUCGCCACCAUCCUCAGAAUGAUAUUCUCCAUCGGCGUGGAGCCUACGCUUCUCUUCCUUGCUGUGACCACAAUUUUCACCAAAUGCAUAUUCAUCCUGAGCUUCCUGGGUAACUGCGGCCUGUUGUACAAAGGAGUGAGGGGGAUAUUCACUGACAUGGAGGUCCUGUACCACAUCCUGUAUCUCAUCAUCUGCUUCCUGGGACUCUUCGUCCACGAGUUCUUCUACAGUCUGCUGUUGUUGGACGUGGUGUACCAAGAGGAUACGUUAAUCAACGUGAUUCACUCAGUAACGCGCAACUGGCGUUCCAUUGCCUUCACCGCACUGCUAGCCCUGAUUCUGGUCUACCUCUUCUCCAUCGUGGGCUAUCUCUUCCUUCAGGAUGACUUCGUGUACGAGGUCAACCCUCUCAGACCGGCCAUAGCCACAGCCACAGCCACAAACAAGACAGGUACGUCACCACCUAUGCCAUUGCCACCAGAAUCUUGUCCAGCAGGUCUUGAAAUGGAAGACUGUCUGAAAAACAACCUCAGCCACUUGCAAGCAAAAGAAGUAAGUGAUGAUGGCAUCGAAGUUGGCACUGAAAGGGAACGAGCCUGCGAGACACUGAUCAUGUGCAUCAUCACCACGCUCAACUUUGGUGUGCGGAGCGGCGGGGGUAUCGGCGACGUCUUAAGAAGCCCAUCAACAAAGGAACCAUUAUACAUGGCCCGAGUCAUCUACGACCUCUUGUUCUUCAUCGUGGUCAUCAUCAUUGUCCUCAACCUCAUCUUUGGUGUCAUCAUCGACACCUUUGCUGACUUGAGGAGCGAGAAGCAGCAGAAGGAGGAGAUCUUGAAAAACACCUGCUUCAUCUGUGGUCUGAACCGCUCGUCCUUCGACAACAAAUCCGUCUCUUUUGAGGAACACUACAAAGAGGAGCACAGCAUGUGGCACUACUUGUACUUCAUCGUCUUGGUCAAAGUGAAGGACCCGACGGAAUUUACUGGGCCAGAGAGCUACGUCUAUAACAUGAUCAAGGAGAAGAACCAGGAUUGGUUCCCCAGGAUGCGAGCCAUGUCGCUAGACUCUGACGAGGGAGAGAGUGAACAGAAUGAGAUGAGAAUCCUACAGAAUCAGCUAGAGAACACCAACUCACUAGUCAAGGUCCUGUCUGGCCAGCUCAGAGAACUCAAGGACCAGAUGACAGAGCAGCGCAAACAGAAGCAACGCAUCAACCUCCUCAGUUCUCCCAGCAUCCCCCAGAUGGGCGGGCCCUGAAUCCACUCCGUCUCCUAGCAGCCCUGUAUCCUAGCAACCACUCAUCCCGGCAACCACAACAGCAGCAUCAUUAAGCUAAGAUUUCUCACUUUUUUUCAAGAUGUAAACACAGGUGCUCCAUAUAUUUCCUCUUCUUUUUUUCUCCCGUGUGAAGCAAAUCCGUCCGAGACUCUGCUCUCCUGAGUGUCUUCUAAAAAUGAUGUUCUUUGCAGAAAGUGAGAAUAGUUUUCUAGCUCAGGAUUCAAAGACUAUUUUAAACAGAGGUCGGAAAAUUGUGUAAUUGUAGCCAAUUUUAUGUCUGUCUCAUGUUUGUAAGUGAUAGCUAAGAUAUAUAUAUAUUUGAUGCUAUUUUUGUAGAUUUUUCUAAUAAUAUCAAGCUUUACCUUGCUAUCAUGUGACUACUAGUGGAUUUAAAGGAAUGAUCGUUUGUAAGGUGUUAUUCUUAUUUUGCAAAGAUUGUGUUUGUAGCUUAGAACGUCAACUGCUCCCAACCCAGAUUCUUCAAAACUAUUUGGGGAUUUAGUAAGGUAUUUCCCAGCUACUAUUACUUUACAAUGGACUAGUUCCUCUUUGAAAGUUAUAGAAUGAAAGAAUGUAGGAGGAUUGUUUGCACUGUGUCUGAUGAUGUUAAAUUAGGGAAUACAUAUGUGCUUGGCCGGUAUUAACCCUUCCACGCCGGCUGACGGCUAAAGACGGCUAUAGACGCAGCUCGAUGAAAGCCAAUAAGCCGGGGCACUGCUAUAGCUGCAUUCCUGCUGCAUAGCC